This is a messenger RNA of Rotaria socialis, 5418 nucleotides long. The record is from the annotation of a GenBank genome assembly. NCBI's taxonomy places the organism in Eukaryota, Metazoa, Rotifera, Eurotatoria, Philodinida, Philodinidae.
AUGAAUAAUUUAAACGCGUCCAAUGGCUGGACUACACGGCUAAACUAUGCUUCCAUUUUACUCGUACUUAUCCUUGCCAUCUUCAUUGACUCAAGCAAUGGUCAACAAAGAUAUCCAGAUUCCGGUCCUGUAACACCACCACCCGGCUAUGCAUUUGCACCCGGCUAUGGUUCAGACCCACAUCAACCACAACGAAAUGGCAGUGGUGGCGGUUGUGACAAUUGUAAUCAACCAUGUUUUUGUAUAGCACAAAAAGGAGAUCAAGGUCCAGCUGGUCCAAUGGGUCCUGCUGGUAAUAGAGGAUCAAGUGGUGUUCCCGGCCCUGAAGGACCUGAAGGUCUUAAGGGAGAAAAAGGUGAACGAGGUUUACCAGGUUUACCAGGUCAAAAAGGUGACAGAGGACGAUCUGGCGAACCCGGCAUGCCUGGACAUCCUGGUUUACCCGGUCUUCCAGGUCCAAAAGGACCAAGCGGUUUACCUGGUCGUGAUGGAUGCAAUGGAACAAAGGGUGAUUCUGGUCGACCUGGAUUUAACGGACAGCCUGGUCGCCCUGGUGAACCUGGUAUUCCCGGACAACGAGGUCCAAAAGGUGAACCUGCACAAGCUUUACCUGGAUUCAAAGGCGAAAUCGGACCCCCAGGUGCUCCCGGUCUUCCCGGUGCUGCAGGUUCUUCUGGUAGUGCUGGUAUUCCUGGAGCUCCAGGCCCUGUUGGCUUCCCUGGUCGAGCUGGUCUUAAAGGUGAUCGCGGUGAUGCAGGUCUUCCAGGAAGUCCCGGUGCUGGAUUCAGUGGUUCAAAAGGUCAAAAAGGAGAGCCAGGAUCAUCCGCUCCCUAUUCCGGUCCACAAAGUCAAGAAGUACAAGGUAACUUCAGUUUUGUUCCAAUAUCGACUCCUGGUGCUCCUGGUCCAAAAGGUGCUAUGGGAUCUAAAGGUGAACCCGGUGAAAUUGGUUAUCCAGGUGCCCCCGGCUCCGCUGGACCACCAGGCUUAUCCGGUGAAAAGGGUGUGCCAGGCCCCGUUGGACCACGAGGUGCAACUGGUUUACCUGGUCAAGCUGGUUUCCCUGGUCAAGCAGGAGAUCGUGGUAGUCCUGGUUAUCCUGGUCAAUCUGGUAGUCCAGGUAGAGCUGGUCAAAAUGGUUUACCAGGAGACAAAGGUGAUCGUGGUUUUCCUGGUAUGCCCGGCAUGUGUUUACCUGAAGGAGGUGAUAGUGCAUCACCCGGACAACCAGGCCCAGUUGGACCUAAAGGAGAACAAGGUCCACCCGGUUCCGCAGGUUUUCCCGGUGCUCCCGGUCUACCCGGUCCACUAGGCCCAAAAGGUGAUCGUGGUUUUGAUGGUGCACCUGGUAGCCCUGGUCAACCUGGACGUGAUGGUAUCAAAGGAGCUACAGGAGACAGUGGACGCCCUGGUGAUCCUGGUGCAUCUGGAUUUCCUGGUCCACAAGGUUAUCGUGGAACGAAAGGUGAACCAGGUCCAAAAGGCGAUCCCGGUCGUUCAAUUCCCGGUCCAGCCGGUACCGAUGGUUUUCCAGGUCAAUCUGGUCUUCCAGGAGCAAAAGGUGAACGUGGUCUACGUGGUUUUCCCGGUCUACCUGGUAAUUCGACAACUGGUCUUGGUUUACCUGGCCCUCAUGGACCUGUCGGUCCACCAGGUAGUCCAGGUGCCCCUGGUUUUCAGGGUGUCGCUGGUAUGAAAGGAGCCAAAGGUGACCGAGGUCUUGAUGGUGUUUGUGGUGCUCGUGAUGGUUUGAAAGGAGGCAAAGGUGAACCUGGCUAUCCAGGCGAAGCUGGAACACCUGGCCAACGUGGUACUUCAGGAGAAAAAGGUGACCGAGGUGAUGUUGGUCCACAAGGUUAUCCUGGUAACAUUGGUUCAGCUGGUGCUCCAGGUCGAAAUGGUAUGGAUGGUGAGGCAGGUUCUAAAGGAGACAAAGGUGAACCAGCUCGUGCUCCAACAAGUCAAGGCAUGUCAGGAGAAAAAGGAACACCAGGUCUUCCCGGCUUGAAAGGUGAUCGUGGAGCUAAAGGUGCAGCAGGUUAUAGUGGUCGUGAUGGUCAAUCAGGUGCCAUUGGUCCCAUGGGACCUAAGGGUGAUGCUGGCUAUCCAGGACAACCAGGCCCACCAGGUAGUCCAGGUCCAAUGGGUGACAUUGGUCCACCAGGUGUUACACUUCCCGGUGAAAAAGGUGAAAAGGGUAUUCCAGGCCCAGUUGGUAUUCCCGGUCCACAAGGUACCCCAGGUGCCAAAGGUGAACCAGGUCGUGCAGCACCUUCAAGCAUAUCAUCUAUGCCAGGUCCACAAGGUGAAAAAGGUGAUCGUGGAAAUUCAGGUUUGCCAGGAGCUCCAGGACUUCCAGGUCCAAAUGGUUUAUCAGGAUUACCAGGAUCUGCUGGACUUAGAGGAGAACCAGGCCAAUCAGGUCUUCCAGGUCUUCCAGGACCAAAAGGCAUCACAGGUUAUCGUGGGGAGCCAGGUAUGGCUGGUCGUGAUGGGUUACCAGGUCUUCCAGGGUCUAAAGGAUUCGAUGGAGCACCAGGUUUACCAGGUCGUGCAGGAGAAAAAGGUGAAGCAGGUCUUCCAGGACCAGGAUUUCCAGGAGCACCCGGCCCAGUUGGACCUGCUGGUGAACGUGGAUUUCCAGGUUUACCUGGACCAGCUGGUGAAAGUGGAUUACCAGGCAUGAAAGGAGAAUCAGGCUUCCCAGGUGCUAAUGGACUUCCAGGACCCGUCGGUAUGAAAGGUGAAAGAGGCGAACCAGGUUUCGGUGGACAAAAAGGUGAUCAAGGUGCACCGGGUAGUCCGGGUACUGAUGGUUUGCCAGGUCUUCCAGGACCACAAGGUCCACCAGGCAACCCAGGUUUAUCAGGAGAAAAAGGUUUUGGUGGUUUACCAGGACCAAGUGGAAAACCAGGCCUCCCAGGUCUACCAGGUGCCAAAGGUGAACGUGGCUAUAAUGGUGCACCAGGAUUGAAUGGUGCACCAGGCCCAUCAGGUGAAAAAGGUGUUCCAGGCUUUCCAGGACCAUCAGGACAAAGUGGUUUACCAGGCAUGCCGGGCUCCUCAGGACACAAGGGUGACCGAGGUCACCCUGGCUUACCAGGACAAUCAUGUACAUCAUGUGCAGCAGGUCAACGUGGUGAUCGAGGCUUUCCAGGCACACCCGGUUUAGCAGGUCCAAAAGGAGAACCAGGUUUCUCAGCCGCACGUGGAGCUCCAGGCGAACGUGGCCCAAGUGGUCUUCCGGGCGCCCCAGGUCUUCCAGGAGCAGCAGGCAAAGAUGGCAUGCCAGGUCUCCCAGGUGCUAAAGGUGAAUCAGCUAUUGGCCAAACAGGUAUAAAAGGUGCUAUUGGUGAACCAGGCUUCCCAGGCCCAGCGGGAAUAGCAGGCGCACCAGGUGAACGUGGAUUUCCAGGUGCCAAUGGAUUACCUGGUCUUUCCGGUGAACGAGGUUUACCAGGUUCUUCAGGAUCACCAGGCGCUCCGGGACUUCCAGGUGGAGCUGGACUUAAAGGUGAUCAAGGAUUCAGUGGAUUGCCUGGAUCAAAAGGAGAACCAGGUCAACCAGGUUUUAAUGGACCAUCGGGCAUGAAUGGUCUUCCGGGAGCCAAAGGUGACGCGGGUCAUCCAGGUCGUGAUGGUGGUGUCGGUAUGCCAGGUCUUAAGGGUGAACGUGGUCUUAACGGGCUUCCAGGUGCUCCGGGUGCUAAAGGUGCUGCAGGUUUUUCAGGUUUACCAGGUGCACCAGGUCUUUCUGGCCCAUCAGGUGCUCCAGGCAUGAAUGGACUUCCAGGCCAAAAGGGUGAUGCUGGUUUACCAGGUUUACCAGGCUCAAAUGGUCAACCGGGAUCGAUGGGUCAACCUGGUCUUCCCGGAGAUAGUGGUUUGCCAGGUCUUUCGGGUCAAAAGGGUGAACCAGGUUAUGCUUCUGCUGGACAGAAAGGUGAAGCCGGUCCAAGUGGUCGCGAUGGUAUGCCAGGUCUUUCAGGAGAGAAAGGAAACGUGGGAUUAAAUGGAGCUCCUGGUAUGCCCGGUCGUGAUUGUGAUAGAGCUGUGCCAGGUCAAAAAGGUGAUGCCGGUGUACCAGGCCUUCCAGGUCAACCAGGUUUACAAGGUCAACCGGGCUCUGUAGGCAAAGAUGGUCUUCCGGGCGCUCCUGGUCUCCCUGGCCUACCAGGUCCAAAAGGAUUUGAUGGAGCACCAGGUAGAAAUGGUUUACCAGGUCUUCCAGGUGAUCGCGGUUUUGCUGGAAUGCCAGGUCAACCUGGUUUAUCUGGAGAAAAAGGAACUCCCGGAUUCCCAGGCAGUUCAGGUCUUCCCGGAGCCAAAGGUGAUCGUGGUUUUGAUGGACGUCCCGGUAGUGAUGGCAUGCCAGGUGGACCCGGUCCACGAGGUGAUUGUCUCCCAGGACCAUUAAAUAUGGGUCGACCAGGUGACAAAGGUGAUCAAGGUCUUCAAGGAUUACCAGGUUCACCAGGAUUUCAAGGUCAACCAGGCCAGCCAGGCGUACGAGGAGAAAAUGGUCCACCAGGUCAACCUGGCCAACCCGGAUUACCAGGUUAUGUUGGACCUAAAGGUGAACGUGGUACACCAGGUAUUCCAGGUGUUAGCGGUAUUUCUGGUCCACCAGGUGCAAGUGGUCCUCCAGGUCCACCAGGUCCAGGCCUUCAACGAACUGGCUUCAUGGUUGUUCGCCAUUCGCAAUCAUCUCAAGUACCAGAUUGUCCAUCAGGCAUGGUUAAACUAUGGGAUGGUUACAGUUUACUUAUGAUGCAAGGCAACGAUCAUGGUUAUCAUCAAGAUCUUGGCUCGGCUGGUUCAUGUCUACAGAAAUUCUCUGCAUUACCCUAUUUACGUUGUGAUCAUACCAAUGUUUGUUAUUAUGGUCAAACAAAUGAUUUAACAUACUAUUUAUCAACAACAGAACCAAUGCCAAUGAUGCCUGUUCAACGUGAACAAAUUCGACCCUAUAUUUCACGUUGUGCUGUAUGUGAAGCACCUGCUAAUGUUAUGUCAUUCCAUAGUUUAUCGAUGACACCACCACCAUGUCCAAAUGGUUGGAAUAUUCUUUGGCAAGGUUACAGUUUUGUUAUGCAUCUCGGUCGUGGUGCACAAGGAGGUGGUCAAUCAUUGGCGAGUGCAGGCUCAUGUUUGGAAGAUUUCCGUGCAACACCAUUCAUUGAAUGUUCUGGUACAGAUGGCAAUUGCAUGUACUAUGCAAAUAAAUUCAGUUAUUGGAUGACAGUUAUCGAUCAAAACAAUCAAUUUGAAGUACCACGUCAAGAAACAUUGAAAUCUGGCAAUCACAGAAAUAAGAUCAGUCGUUGUACGGUUUGUCUGAAGACUCAGCAAGGUGCUGGUCAAGGUGGUUAUCAAAAUGGCAACUACUACGUGGGACAAACGUUGAAAAAACUUUAG